CAUCGACUGACCCACUAACUCACUCACUCAAUCGCCCACUCACUCUCACUCGCUGCACAUAACACUUGACCCUUGCUCUCAACCUCACCGCUCGUCUCCUCUGUCACACACCCACCAUGUCGCCUCCGCGUGUCCGCGACUCGAAGGCCAUCCCCCGCCAUAAGAAGCCUGUCGCCACCCAAGCCGAGUGGAACAAGAUCAUCGACAAGGUCAACUUCGACGCCGUGCGCAAGCUGGACGGGGUCUCGAUCGAGCAGGCGGCCUCGAGGAUCCGCUUCAAGCUCCGCCCGCCCAAAGUGACCACCUGGCUGACCGUCACGCCGUCCGCCCACCCGGUCGACGAGAACUUCUCCAAGGUGACCCAGACGCUGUACAAGUCAGAGCGCGAGUUCCGGCGCUACUACGACGACGCGUGCAAGUACUGCUCGAAGAUUGGCAACAAGUACUGCUUCUACCUCCCCAAGAGCCCCUACACCGAGUGUAUCGUGUGCUGGGCCGACGGAGAGCAGUGCACCCACGGCCAGCCGCUGCGCACGCCUCGCCAGGUUCGCCGCGAAGCCGUGGACAAGCUCGUCGCUGGCGUCAAGGACCGCGGCGCCGCCCUGAAGGCCCUCAAGGAGUUUGAGGCGGCCGAGGAGGAGGAGAAGAAGCCGAAAGACGUCGACCGGUACCAGUGCUUCCGCACCAAGAAGCCAGCGGGGAGGCGCGUGUGACUUGGCUUGCCUCCUGAUCAUGAGUCCGACGUAUCACUAGUAGCAUGUGCAUAGACUAUGAAUCUGUCUCCAAGCC
This is a messenger RNA of Vanrija pseudolonga, 789 nucleotides long. RefSeq lists its product as uncharacterized. The transcript has 3 exons. Lineage: Eukaryota; Fungi; Basidiomycota; Tremellomycetes; Trichosporonales; Trichosporonaceae. Bases 117 to 713 code for a protein of 198 amino acids. The record is from RefSeq and is a predicted model, not a curated record.